UAGUUAGGUGGGACACAGGAAGAUGAAACAGCAAAAAUGUUCUAGCGGCCCUCUUUCAUUUGGGUAGUUUAGCUACAUAAUUGAAGGUGAAAAAAAAACUGCUCGUUACCAGGUCGUAUUGUGUCGGUUCUAUUGAACUGUUCUAUUGAACGGUUCGAUCCUUCAUCGACCAUGGCAUGGUUCAUAUGUGUCGUCAUACUUUUGCUCUGCUCAAAAAGUGAGCAAUGCACCACUGGAAAUGCCUCAAAACUCAUUGAGCACACAGCUGCCCAUUUUUUCGAGAAAAUGCAAUCAGGAAAGAUGUAUUUUAUAUACUUUGGAAAACAAGUCAAUCCAACCAUAGGUCUCUUCAUUGAACAGCUGGAGAAGUCUGCAGAUGUUCUAGAAGAUUACGGUAUUUCAGUUGCUAAGGUAAAUUGUACUAAUGAACACAUAGCAAAGUACUGCACUGGAGAGAAGCUGAUGAAAAAAGUUUAUUUGUUCAGGGGUGGCAAUGUCCUGAAGAGUUUUGACACAGACACCGUCUUCGAUGUGAACGCCAUAGUGUCUCACGUUCUCUUCACUGUGCUUUUUGACGAGGUGAGGUACGUCCAUACAAUUGCUGAGCUACAGUCAGUGGAGAGGGCAGCUAAAGGCAAGGCUGAUAUUGUGCUAGGCCAUGUCCAGGUCUUGGGCUUACCAGAGCACCGAGCGUUGAUGGAGACAGCAUUUGUGUACGGAGUCAAGUACCAGUUUGUGCUGACCACAGGAGGCCCAGUGCUGACGAACAUGGGGGUGGAGGAUAUUUCAUCUUUGACAGCAGGUCUGUGGUUCCUGCACUGUAAGGGUGCAUCCCAGCACUCAGACUCCUGUCCACACACGGCCCUAAGGAGAGCCCUCACCACCCUCCACAUCUACACCUUCCUCCAGCUGAUGGAAGCCCCACUGGUGAGUGAGGCCUCAGUGGAGCCCUCAGAGGUGAACAUGGUCCACAGCCACCUCCAGGUGCCCCUGCUCUUCCUCUUCUCUCAGCCCCACACGGUGGCCCUUGACCGGGUCACUGCCCAAACUCUAGCCUGGAGGCUGAGAGGCCAGGUGGGCCUGGUGCUCAUCCACAGAGAGAGUCCUGAUGUAAAAAUCCCACUGGAAUACAAUGCUGCUUACAGACUACCAGGAGAGGGUUCAGAGGUCAAGUACCUGAUUCUGAACAAUCUAGAGGAGGUUAUCGACCUGUUCAGAGAUGAGAGCACUCCGGAGGAGGAAGAUGACGAUGAUAAUUGGGCCACUCUUGAUGUGCUUGAUGAUGAGGUGGCGGAGUCUGUGUACAGAGACAGGGCCCAGAGUCUGGACAUGGAUGCUGUCACAGAACUCACUGCUGACACGUUCCACAACGCAGUGGCAGAGAGUGACUACACGGUGGUGCUGUUUUACGUGAAAUGGGAUGCUGUCUCCAUGGCUUUCAUGCAGUCCUACAUAGAGGUGUCAGAAUCCCUAGAAGACGCUGACGUCAGCGACGUGGAGCUGGCUGUGCUGGAUUGUGGAGAGUGGACUGACGUGUGCAGCGCUCAGAAAAUCCGCUCCUUUCCCACAGUCCGUCUGUACCGCCCACAGGAGCCUAGCCAGCCCUACCAAGGCAUGCUGGGUACUGAGAGCCUGAACAGGUUCAUCAUGCUGAGUCGUUUGGUGUCCCCUGUCCUCCUGUCCUCUCCUGAUGAGGUGACAUCAUUCCUGGAGGGGGACAUGUACCAGCGACAUGCAGCUAUCGCCCCUGUCACAGUACUAGGCCUGUUCAGCUCCACAGCAGACGCAGGAGUGCCAGUGUUCAAGGAAGCAGCAAAAGCACUCAGAGGAGAGACGAUGGUCGGGUUGUUUGCUGACAGACAAGCAGAAAUAUGGGCUGUGGAGUAUUCUGUGACGCUGCCUGCCAUUCUGGUGUCACGAGGACCUACAGGCCAAACUGAGGCUCAUUCUCUCAACCUCUCCAUGCCGGACCAACUGGUUACACACAUCCAGAGAGCAUUACUGGAUACAUUUCCAGAAUUGACAGUGGAGAACCUGCCCCUGUAUCUGGAGGUUAAAAAAAAACUUCUGCUGCUCUUUGUGGGAGAAGAGGAGAGUGGGAGGAAAGGGAACAAGAGAGUAUUGGAUGAUAUGAGGAGUCUGCUGAACACAGGACUGCUCAACCCCUACCUGCCCUGCUGGAUCCACCUGGGUCGUACCCCUGCAGGUAAGGCUGUCCUGGAGGCAUACCUGGGUUUCCUGCCCCUGCUUCCUGCCCUGGUGGUCUCCCAGCUGGCCACAGGAGGAGAGGUCUUCCACUACCCCACUGGCAGACCCUUAAUGGUACAGCCCAUUCUGCAGUGGCUGCAGAGAGUGGAGGAUGGUGAAGAACCACCUGCAGGUGUUAUUGUGGAUGAGAAAUGGAUGCCCUCCAUGCCCUUCUACGAUUUCCUGUCCGUCAUGGACCAGGAAGUACCGGGCUAUGCCUCCCAGAGGAGCGCUAAGACAAAAACAAACCGGAUUGAGAGAGCAGAGGGAGAGAAAGAGAAGAGCAGCAGUGGUGGUGGUGAAAGACAAGCCCGAACUGGAGCACACGACCCCCAAGGGUCACCCACCACCAAGCCUCCACAGACAUCUCACCACCACUCUGAGCUAUGAGGGGGAUAGAGCAGCAGCCCUGACCUCUGAAAGCUGGAGGAAACCAAUGACCGCUUUGAUCAGAUUCACCUCUAACAGAUAAGCUACACUGAAGCUAUUAGAUAGUGAUCGCUUUAUGGGCUGUGAGAUCCACUGAGCCUCCUAGUAUGUGGUUUAGCUGUUUUACAGUGCAUUGGGAAAGUAUUCACACCCCUUGUCUUUUUCCACAUUUUGUUAUAUUACAGCCUUAUUCCUCAUCAAUCUACACACAAUACCCCAUAAUGACAAAGCAAAAACAGGUUUUUAGACAUUAUAGCCACACAAAAAAUACAUUAGCAUAAAUAUUUAGACCCUUUACUCAGUACUUUGUUGAAGCACCUUUUGCAGCGAUUACAGCCUCCAGUCUUCUUGGGUACAGUAUGACACUACAAGCUUGG
Molecule: messenger RNA, 3053 nt
Organism: Oncorhynchus tshawytscha (Chinook salmon)
Lineage: Eukaryota; Metazoa; Chordata; Actinopteri; Salmoniformes; Salmonidae
Gene: txndc16
Product: thioredoxin domain containing 16
Exons: 20
Coding region: 172-2637 (821 amino acids)
Source: RefSeq, a predicted model, not a curated record